Messenger RNA from Mycosarcoma maydis (corn smut), 6912 nucleotides. RefSeq lists its product as uncharacterized. The transcript has a single exon. Gene Ontology annotation, molecular function: oxidoreductase activity. The coding region runs from base 1 to 6912 and encodes 2303 amino acids. Gene Ontology annotation, cellular component: mitochondrion. The record is from RefSeq and is a predicted model, not a curated record. Lineage: Eukaryota; Fungi; Basidiomycota; Ustilaginomycetes; Ustilaginales.
AUGUCCAAACACAGCUUUAUGGACACCAUUCUCAAUCGGCCCUCUCAGAGGUACACCGAACCCGACGCUGCCAAAUCUUCCAGCAAGGCGCGCUACAAGACGCCCAACGACUUGCCCAAUGCGCCUAACAAGCCCAAUUCUAUCUUGGCCGGCACCAUGUUCACAGGCGCAGGCCCUGACUCGCUCAACCACGCAGCUGCUGCCAGUUACAGUCGCGCUCCUUCGGUCAUGUCUGUCAAGAGCAACACCAGUCGCUUCAGCAUCUUUCGCAAAAAAACUCGCCAGCCUUCCAUCUCGGGCGGCAGCGCCUACUACGACGGAUCCAGCAGCAUUGCUCCCACAGAGCUUGCCGCCUCCCCGCGCAAGGGUCGAUGGUGGGAGAGCGGCACACGCAACACCUACUCUUCUCGCCCUCCUAGCGUUGCUGGAAGCUUCUUUUCCGAGCCCGAAGCAACAGCUCCACCAGGUUUCCCGCGUAUCUCUGACUCGCUCCAAGCCAACGCUCCUCCUCGUGGCGCACGAAGCGACUAUGGAGCAACCUCUUCCACCAGGAAACGCUACUCUUCCCGCUCUCUGCAGCCUCCGGUUCCGCCGCUGGUCCACACGGCCUCCAUGUCUUCCAUGAAGCGCCAGUCAGGCGUCAUGCCGCUCGGCCAGCAACAGCCCAACCUCAUGCGUCAGGCCUCUAGCAUUUCCUUGGCCCGAUCACCUAGCAACGCCACCCCUAAUGCCGAAUUGCAGCGUCCCAUCAGCCCGCCUGCUUCGAUAGGCAACAAAUCCAACCAGACUCGACACGCUCCCAAUGACUCUUCUGACUGGAAUUCGUUCGUCAAGUCCAUGUCCGGCACCGAAGUCGCCAAGAUGUGGGAGUCGAUGCCCACCAUGGCUCCCAAACCGCCUCGUGCAUCAGAGAAGCGUAGCAGUAUUGUCGCAAACCGCGUUAGAAAGGAGCUCGAGCAAGAUGCGCAAUUCCAGCAGAUACAGCGCGACCCUGGCCUCCUCCAGCAAGAUCUCUUGGCUCGUGCUGCGUCCCAGGUCAUUGGCGCCAUGCCCCCCACCCCCGUCUCACCCAUCUCCGAGCCUCAGAUGGCUCCUGUGCACUUGCAGCCUGGUCACGUCGUAGCACCCAUCUCGCCCAUCCAUUCGCCUAUCGCAUCCCACUCCUCCCUCCAACUCGUCCAGCAUCCACAAGCCAUGUUGCACCAGUACAGCGCUCCUGUUCCGGCAACGGCGCUAUACCAGUAUACCGAGGCGGUGUCGGCGCCUAUACCCCAACAAGUUGCUGUUGCUCCCCUUCCAGCCCAAGUUCCAGUGGCAUCGCCUGCCUUACCACCGACCUCGCAAAAUUCUUCGGCACAGAUUUAUGCUCCUGUUGCAAUGCCAGCUGCUAGCGCAACCACCCCGCCUCUGGCCUCACCUCAGCACGUCAAGGCUGUGCUACCGCCAUCAAUAGCUUCAGCUCCUCAGACUCUCGCUCAGUCAGCGUUCGAGACCUCAAUCACAUUCCUGCCACAGCCCACUCUAGCCCAUUCCCCUGCUGACCACGUCGAGCAACAAGAAUCCGGAGACGAGCAAGCACAGGCCCAAUCCGAACCUUCGGAUGAGUCGGAAGAUUCCGACGAUGCGUCCUCGGAGGAGCGCCUGGUCAGCGGUGGUCAGCCUGCCUUAGAUGUGGUCGCCGAAGAGGACGAGGAAGUCUCCAGCGCGGGUCACGACUAUCACCACGAGAUGCGCUCGCGCAGGCCCAACAAGGGCAACGGCCUCAGUCGCAACUACGACAACUACGAAGCUCGCUUGCACAGCCGACAAGUCUCUGCUCCAAGCCAACAAGACUAUUUUGGUGACGAGGAGGCUCCGCUGGUUGCUUCCGGUGUGCAGAUUCAUGUCACAGAGCCAUGCGACCAUGAGGUGCUGCCAAUGCCUAACACCGAGGUGGCCAAGCAGCAGGUCGAGACGCAGCACGAGGCAGGCAAUGCAGAGCCAGAGCCUUUCGCCCAAGAGGUGCCCAAACCAGCCACCGCCAGUUCCACAGCUGCGCCAGCACUAGCUUCGGCAGCACCGCGGCUGGUUGUCCCCGACAAACCGCCGCUCGUUUCCCGCACAUCAGAGUUCAGCGAUUAUCAGUCCGCUUCGAGUGGGCGAAGCACGCCUACCGCCAAGAGAAACGACGACGACGACGACCACAAAGACGGCGAUGCGGCCGUGGCAUCGACACAAAAUGCGGAGGUUGUAACCAAAGCUUCACGAGAAAGCAUGUCGACGGACGCUGCUUCCAUCGCACCGUCGCAACACCCAAGCGUCCGUACAACUCGAUCUGUCAGGCCUGGCACAGUUCAGCGACGUCUCAGCGAACUCAGUCUUGGAACUUCUUUCGCGGCAAGCGGCAUCCUGCGACGGCCAGAGUCGAGUCGGCGCAACACUGACGAUUCCGACUCUGACAAGAAUCUUUCUGACGACGAUGCUGACCUCAGAGCGCAAGCGCUUGCCGAACAGGACCGUCUUCGCAAGAUGAAUGUCGGUGAUGACUUUUUUGGUCCCUCGUUUUCCAGCAUCCUCGACAAGUUUGAUGACUUCAGCUCUACCGACUCUGCCGUCAGCAGGCUCAAACGCGACCCAGAGAGCCAGUCCGUAUCUGCAGAUCGCAAACACGAUGCUCCUCCUGCUGAAUCCACGGCACUAGGCAUCGAUGUCGAAGCGCAGAAGGUCAUCAAUGAGGUUCGACAGAACCGCGCUAAUGCUACCGUAUCAGAAAACAGGCGCAACAGUGCUGAAACUGCUGUUAUGGCCCCUAGCCUUGCUGCUGUGUGGCUUCUCAAUCAAGUACAGAACACGCAUGAUUCAUCCCCAGCUCGCGAAUUGUCGGACGAUGCAGUUGACGAGACCAUCACAGCCCCGAACGUGUGCAGCAGCAAUUUUGUCGAUGUUGGCUCUUCGCCUAGCGCAGCUGGCCCGCAAGAGCCCAAGGUCUCUGUUCUCAACCGGCCACGACCAAAGGCGACAAGGCCGCACGAGAUGGGCGGACUGUCCAUCUCCGAAGGCAAGCUCGAGGCUGAGAAGCCGAAGAGUCCAGUGGUAGUCGAAGAUACCCGCAGCACCUUGCCUGUCUCCAUCUCACGAUCUAGCAUUCAGAGCAGCGAAACCACUACGGAAUUCUUACAGAGCACAACGGUCACGCCGAACAAGUCGUCAACAGUCGUUGCUAGCAAGGACAAACCUGCUCCUAUCAAGUCCGCCUUGAAGCCAAAGCCUUCUCGUUCCCUUGCCGACACACUCUUUAGCAUGUCUUUUCGUUCUCCAGCCAAGGAGAAAAAGGAGAAAAAGAACAAGGACAAGAAGAAGGACAAGAAGGAUAAGACCAAACAUGGGCGCAAUACAUCGGUUGACUCGCUCGGUUCAGCAUCGAUCCAGAGCCAGCGUUCCUCCUCCAUGGGUUCCGACCCGGCGUCAGUCUCGGCUGCUCCGGCUGCUACGGCCGAAACAGCCGCAGCACCACUAUCUGCAAAGGCUUUGGGCAAACAGCGGAUGACCGAUGACGCCGAUACCGCAAACACCACAUCGAAGGCAGCGACAACACAGCAGCUAGAUAGCAUGGUGCCCUCCGAGACCGUCAACAAUUUUGCCACCCCCCUUCAAAGCAUGGCCAACCUGCAGACCGAUGCUGCUGCCGAGGUCUCUCCUGAAAAAUUCCACACGGCCCACGACCUCACCGCUCUGGCGGAUACAGCGGUCCCUGUCUAUCCGACCAAUGUCGAGAACGUACCGCCAAUGCCAAAUGGUAUCGUUUCUGCGAAUGCGCGUCCGGACCAUCAGCGACAGUUGUCCGAACAGAUGAAAUCUAUGGAAAGCUUUGGCUCGUUUACAUUGCCUCAGCUCGACCAGCACAAGGUAGCUGAUUCCAUUCUCAAGCGAACCGAGGAGGCUGUUGCCGCUGCUGAGACGGUCAGCAGUGCAGUCGAAGGUGAUGCGGCGGGCGGCCAUGUUGAUGCCACGGGCCAAGCUGGUUCAACCGACUCAGCGCUCGCACUGUCUCUGCCGCAGAAUGCAGGCGUGGAUGGCGUGAGCAUCGGCAAUAGCACUGGCACCAGCUCUGCACCAACCAUGUCUGAAGCUAGCGUCGCAAGCACCGCCCUCACAUCGCCUGAAGUCGAAAGGGCUUCCAAGGCGCCCGAGGUAGACCAAGCCGCCGCGACAAAGGCGACAAUGUCACAGCCAACUUCGGAUGAGGCACCUUCACGCGUCGACUUGGCCGAGAAGAAGCUGCCUAUUCCUCCUCCGCCUGGCCCUGAGGAGGUCAUGGCUUCCACUCACGAGGACCGAACUCCUACUGGCAAACCGCGGGCUGUGUCAGGUGUAGGCAUCAACCUCAUCCCUCCCACGCCGCCCGCCCUCGAGUCGCGCAGGUCGUUUACAUCAUCACAAGUGCCUGGUACGCCAAGUAUUGCCGAAAACGAAGAGACUGCCACCACUCAUCAGCGUCCACCUCUCCUAUCGAGAUCGUCGAGUCAGCGCACGGCGGUUCGCGGGGACACACAGCCAGCUGGCCCCAGCGAGAGCCUCUCGCGUUCCAAGUCGAUGGCACCGGCCAAGAAAGGAAUGUGGACAGAGUAUAAGGGCAAAGGUCUCAGCCUGCCACCCGGUCUUGUUGCGACCACCAUCGACUCGUCCGCACUGCGCCGAAUGAGCACGCAGGACAAGAGAACUUCACUUCAGCCUGCUUCUAUGCCAAGCUAUGCAGCUGCGCCUGCUCUGCCUGUAGCUCCUAUCGUUAACCAGAAUGUCGCCACUGCGCCGCUGCCGUUAAUCGAGUCUCCGUCCCGACCAGUGCGCUCGAUCGGCUCACAGAGCCCCAGGUCAAAGCGCUCGAUCGGCUCGCUGGGUGGCUCGCCUCAAUCCGCGUCGGUAAAUAGAUCUGGGUCCCUCGCCACUUCUCCAUCCAUGAACAGGAUCAUGGCUGACGCUCCUCCGGUACCGCAGAUCCCUGCUGGCUAUCAGACAGCCGGAUCGGUCUCGAGCUCAUCGUCUCGUCUCUAUACCUACAGUGUCGCCUCGUCAGAGCAGGGCUGGGACAGCCGCUCUGCCUCGCCGGCACCAAGCGCUGUGCCUAGCCAGUCUGCUCGCUCCAUCGGUUCGCACGUGUCGUCGAGCGUCCACUCUGUGUCGCACCGCAGCAGUCCUAAACCUGAAUAUUCGUACGUCAAUCACCACGAGCUGUCGCCGUACGCCAAGAAGAUGCGCUCAUUGUCUCCGAGCCCAGCUGUGCCGACGCUGUCCCAGACAGGCAACCGACACUCACUCAUGUCGGCGAUCAACGAAUGGGAAAGUCAGGUUCCCGAGACAGAGGCAUCAGCUGCCGGUUUGUCGCCUUAUCCAUCACGACCGACGUCGCCGUCACCUCCGCCGUCAUCUUCGCUGUAUCCACCACUGCCUGCCUCGACCGUUUCGCGAGCGAGCUCGGUGAUCAGCUCGAUGAGCUCGCCAGCGGUGGUGCGCAAUGCGCCUCUGGGAGCUGCGACGAACCAGUACCUGUCGCCACCGGCGGCUCGGCCUCGGAUAUCGUCGGACGAGUUGGCACCGGCAAGCGAGUCGCCGAUCGAUUCGCUCAGUGCUCCAUUGGUGGUGGGUCGACCUUCGGGGACGUCGUCGGUGAGCAGCUCAUCACCGUCGGCUUCGCAGUCGGCAUUGAGCCUGCCGAGCACCGUCCAGACUUCGAUGCCCACGGUUCCUACCAGCUACCGUCCCAACAAAGAUCCGAAACGGUUCAGCACAAACGCAGAUGGUCUGCUGAAUAACCGGACCACUAUGCAAACAGUGGCGGUGACGAGCGGUGCUUUCACGUCUCGAAGCAAGUCGGUGGUGAGGCGCAAGAAGAGCGUUGAUCUCAACGGCUCGCCGGACAUGCCGGAGCAUCUGCUUGACGAGCUAUCGCAGACCACGCUCUCAAUCACAGCUCACACGCCUCCGCCGCGUAAGAUCGGGUCGCAACAGGUGCUGGUACAGGUGAUUGCCGUAGCGAUCGAUGAGAUGGACAAGCUGCUGUUGCGCGAGAAAGUGCGAGCAGAGAAUGGGUUUGGCUACGUACCUGGACGCAGCUUCUGCGGGCGCAUCGUAGAGUGCGGCUACGAGGUCAAGAAGAUGCGCAAGGGAGAUGUAGUGUUUGGCUUGCAGGACAGUCGCAAAUGUGGCGCACUGUCUGAGUUCAUGGUGGUGGACCACAACCGGAUUUGCCAAGCUCCGAGCGAUUGUUUGACGACCGAGCAGAUCGCAGCGUUGCCGUCGGCGGGGGUGAUGGCGCAUCAGUUGGUUCAGAAUCACUGCAGUCAGCUGCAGCGGGGCGCGAGGGUGUUGAUGCUCAACGCGCACGAUGGAGUUGGAUUGCUGACAAUGCAGGCGUCGGUAGGCUUGGGCUUGGUGAUGGUCGCGCAGUGUCCACCGUCGAUCGCGGACGGUGUGGCAGUGUGUCAGGCUAACGGCGCUCACGAGGUGGUAAUCGGUGAACCACUCUGGGCGAUCAAUUCGCUGCACGAAUCGUCGUUCGAUCUGAUCAUAGACACGGUGGGCGGCAGAAAGAUCUACGAUGCCUCGAGAAGGAUCUUGGGCACCGACGGUCAGUUUUGCACCUGCUUCGGUGAUGAACACGGCACGGCGAACCCUAACCUGAAAUCGCACCUGAGGAGCUUGAGGAGAGCGUUUUUCAAGAAGGACAAGAAAAAUAUCGGGUACGAGUGGGUCGGCGUGGAUACCGCAGAGGAUUGCAGAGAGGCGCUCGAGGCGGUCAAGAUCGCUGCCGAACAGGGCGCAGUCUGUCCCAGGUUGAGAAGCGUCUUACCCUUCUCCGAUGCCGGAAGGGCGUUUGACGUCGAUAGGAGGAACGCGGAUGAUGAGCCUGGUGCGAUCGUCGUUAGGGUCUCGUAG